ACCCAUAUCUCAUAACUAACACAACCAAACACACCCACAUCGCACACGUAUCCAGUUCCAACCAUGGACUGGUUCUCUUGGCUAUCAAAAACUGGCCUUGAACCUUCCCUUGUUUAUGAAUAUGGCCUCUCUUUUUCUCACAACGAGCUCGAAGAAGACGACAUAGCUUACUUCAACCAUGAGUUUCUCCAGAGUAUGGGUAUCUCCAUAGCCAAACACCGGCUAGAGAUCCUCAAACUAGUGAGGAAAGAAAAGGGAACCGGCAGCCCACAUUCCAUGUCGAGACUGAUCUUUGCGAUCAAGCGAACAAAGCGGUAUCUUUCCAAGUAUGUUAGGACUUGGGUUCAUCGCGAUCAAGACUCGGCGCUAGUCCUCGUGCCAAGGCGUAGCCACAGUUUGAGGUGGAAAGGAGCUAUGUUGAAGAGAAACAAGAGGUUGGUGGUGUCUAAGCAGGGGCCUAUGCUCUUGCUCACAAAUGGUAGCCCUAUGGUCAUGUCUGGUCCAAGGUUGAACAGUUUUUCAAGCCCAAUGGUUAAUGAUCUUCGUAAUGAUGAAAAGAUGGAUGAUGAAGAUGAUGAUGAUCCGUAUUGGUCAACCGGUGUUGAAGAGAUCAGGUGGGAUGCUAUGUUUCAGGAUUUGAAGCCUACUUGAGGAUUGCUCUGAGAGAUAGUGUUUUUAUGGUUCUUCCACCAGAGAGUUUUGGCUGUGUGUGUUUUAAAAGAACCUGUAUUAUUAUCUUUUUCUUGAACGGUGGGUCAUAGUGUAAAAUCCCACUUUACCAUUAGGGUUUGUUUCAUUUCUAUGUUCAUAUUGUCUUUAUCUUUUGUUAAAAGCACCAAUUGAUACAAUCUUGUGAAGAAAAUCAUUGAGCUAGAAUUGCCAAAAGGACUAGUACUAAGGUCUAUAUGGUUCUUUUUAGCUCUUGUUAUCUUCAUUCAACGUCUUUUGAUAAUUGGAGACUGUAAGGGAUGAACCCAAACAAGUGAAGGGACACAAAUAAACGACAGAACCAAUUGCAGACACUCACAUAUCUAUCAUUGGUUUUGGUGUUUGCUUAUGUGCUCCUAACAUUUCUAGUGAUACCAUGUUUCAGGAUUUGAACUUUGAAGCCUACUGAGGAUUGUUAUCAUUUUCUUUUUUAAUCUGCUUUCUUAAUUUCAAUGGUGAGAGAUGGUGUUUUUA
Camellia sinensis is the source of this 1182-nucleotide messenger RNA. RefSeq lists its product as uncharacterized. The record is from RefSeq and is a predicted model, not a curated record. Lineage: Eukaryota; Viridiplantae; Streptophyta; Magnoliopsida; Ericales; Theaceae. Gene Ontology annotation, molecular function: protein binding.